Molecule: messenger RNA, 3081 nt
Organism: Vombatus ursinus (common wombat)
Lineage: Eukaryota; Metazoa; Chordata; Mammalia; Diprotodontia; Vombatidae
Gene: HYKK
Product: hydroxylysine kinase
Exons: 6
Coding region: 294-1421 (375 amino acids)
Molecular function (GO): amino acid kinase activity
Source: RefSeq, a predicted model, not a curated record
GCUCAGCUCGGAGCUGGGCCCACGGUGGAGGCUUGCGGGCGGGCUGGUGCUUACGUGGCUCCCUCUGACGGUCCCCCAGGCUCUUCACAACCGCCCCGGGAGGUCCGCUGAAGGGCGCCGAGGAUAGUUUCAUGGUUGGAACAUUGAAGCCAAGAGGCAGAUUUCAGCUCUUCAGCGCUGGCACAGACUUUUUCAUGAGGUGUUGAGCUCCUGUUACUGGAAGCAUUCGGGCAAAAGCUGGAUGACCACUAGCUGGAGAUGCUGGAGAAGGAAUCCUCCAAGCAUCAGAAGCCAUGUCGAGCCCGGAGCACCAGCAAUCCCCGGCCCUCAUCAGACCCGCCUUCAGUGAGCUCCAAGCCUCCGAGUUGGUGGAGUCGGUGUUUGGGUUAAAGGUGACCCAGAUCCAGCCUCUUCCCAGCUAUGUCGAUCAGAACUUCCUCGUGCAAGUUCCGAGGGCCUCCAAAGCAAGUGGUGAUCCCCUCAAGUAUGUUCUCAAAGUGAACAACACUGAAUCCAGCAAGAACUCUGACCUGGUUGAGGUGCAGAGUCACAUCGUGAUGUUUCUGAAGGCAGAAGGCUUUCCAACCGCCACUGUGCAUCCCACUAAAGGGGGCAGCCUGACCUCUCUGAUGUCCGUAGACAGCGGCUCUGAGACCAGAAGUUACUUAGUGAGGCUGUUCAGUUUCCUGCCAGGAAAACCCAUAGCCCAGGUUCCCGUCACUCCGAAGCUCCUAUAUGAAGUUGGCAAACUAGCGGCCCAGAUGGAUAGAAGUCUGGAGAAAUUCCACCAUCCAAAGAUAAGCAGCCUGCAUCGGGGGGACUUCAUCUGGAACCUGAGAAAUGUUCCUCUUCUAGAGAAAUAUACUUAUGCCUUGGGCCAAGGCAAAAAUCGAGAGAUGGUGGACUGGGUGCUCAAGCGCUUCAACGAUGAGAUUGUGCCAAAGUUAAGUUGUUUUCGAGAAUGCAUCAAUCAUGGGGACCUGAAUAGCUACAACAUCUUGGCGGAGACCAGCAGCAAGGCUUCUGGAGACCCAGCAUGUCACGUGUCUGGAGUCCUGGACUUUGAGGACAUGAGCCAAGGCUAUUACGUGUUUGAGUUAGCCAUCACCAUCAUGUACAUGAUGAUGGAGAGCAAGGAUCCCCUCGCCGCGGGCGGCCACGUGCUGGCCGGCUUCGAAAGCGUCAUCCCGCUGACAGCUGAAGAAAGGGGGGCCCUCUUUCUGCUGGUGAGCAGUCGAUUUUCUCAGUCGCUCGUGAUGUCUGCCUAUGCAAGCCAGCUCUACCCCGAGAACAAAGACUAUAUCAUGAUCACUGCCAGAACAGGCUGGAUGCACCUGCAGAACCUGCUCAGUAGGGGUCAGAAGGCCGUGGAGGACAUCUGGUUUGAGACUGCCAAGUCCUACACGGCAGGGACGUUCUAGAGCGUAUCAGAUGAGGUGGCCUAUGGUAAGCACUCGAAGGUGCUACACAAACACCACUUACUAGCUGUCACUAUCAGUGUUCACACCAAGGGCAGCUCACAUUUCUACUAUCUUAUGGUUUAUAAAUUAAGCUGAGAAUUGUUUGACUGAGCCUGACUUUUCAUGUAGUUUCAUGACACUAUGAGACAUAAGUUAAUUCAAAUGAUUAAUUUUUAUAUUAAUAAUAAUGCCACUGAACACAAGAUAUCUGUGGAAUAUCUGUGGAAACCUGCCAAAGGUUUGUACCACUGUUCAUGCCAUGUCUUCUCAGUAAAUAUCCCUUUAUAAAAACGAAUUCAUUUAAUUGGUUAAAUGACACUGGCCUUAAUCACUCCUGGUGAUUGUCACUGAGGAAAACACACCAGAGUGAUGGCAUUGGAGAAGUACCCCAACUCUUUAGGAGGACCCCCAGAAUCCAAAGGGGAGACACAAGUUUGCUUUGGGGUAUCUGACUCAGUGAGAGGGGGAUUGAGAUAAAGAGCCUCAGAGCUUUUGAGGGCUACACUUGUAAAACCAGCCAGUAGAUUGGAUCUGUUUUCUUAUGCAGACCUAGCUUCUGAGAGUCUCCACUUUCCUGACUCUGCUUCCUUGUCUGGCAGCUUCCUCGGGUCCUCCUCCCCUGGUGGGCGUUGGUCCAUGGACCUCUAGCUUUCCUCUCCAAUCCUGCCUUUCUUGGCGAUCUCAUCACCCUAAUACGGGCUCUAUUACUGCUUUUGUGCAGAUGACACUCGGGUCUCCAAUCCUAGCCUUUCUUCUAAGCUCCAGUCCCAGAAAAUCUGCUGAACAGCUUGUAGCAUCAUAGAUUAGAACUGGGAGGGGCCUUAAAGGCCACAGAGGGCUGAUGUCACCUGAACCUCAACAGAGUACAUCUUCCAACUGAAUAUGUCUCCAAGGGCUGUUAAUACAUGGCUCCUUUUAUUUCCAUGUCUAUGGUACAGAGGAGGGAAGGCCAGGCUUUGGCGUUAGAGGGCCUGGAUUGAAGUUCUUCCCCUGCUUCUUACUACCUGUGUGACCUUGGGCAAAUUGGUUCAUCUCUCGGUCUCGGUUUCUUCAUCUGUAAAAUGGCGGGGGGAGAGGUUAGACUAGAUGAUGCCCAAGGUCCUUUCCAGGAUCCUUUUGAGAACCUUUUCACCUCAUAUCUGGACUGCGGCAGUGGUUUUUAAUUGGUUUCCCCCCAAUCCAUCCCAACUAUGGAAGGCAUCAUCAUCUCCUUAAAAUACUACUUUGAUCAACAGUUGUCUUUCUCAAAAAUCUCCAUUGGCUCCCCAUUGCCCACAGAAUAAAAUCCUGUCAUUCCAAGUCCUUCACAACUGGAUCUCUGACUCUUGCUCAUGUUUCCCAUUUCUCCCUUCAAGAACCCUCCACUUAACCUUAUCAGCCUAUUUCUUCAAAAGAUACUUCAUUGAGGGAGAUGAGAAGAUACUUCAUCUUUAACCAUCACAGAGGUGGGGUGCCAGUGGUGGUAGCAAUAGUGUUCUCUGGGUGUGGAACAUUGCAUAUAACAUCAAAUUUUUUAAAUAUAUUAAUAAUAUUAUAAUAAUGCUAUUAAUUAAUUGCUGAAUUUUUCUUUUUAAAAAAUCUUUGUUAAUUCUUUGUUGUAAACUUCGAAGCACUAAAUAAA